GUAAAUAUUGGGCCUGCCUCGUCACGAGAGACUAGGCAAUAGGAACACUAGUGUUCUUGCUCGCACAAGUGCACCACAAACACAAAGUCCAGUGAACAUGGACGACCACGACAACCAGGAGCUGUCCACGACGCCCACUCCAACCAGUCACCUGCAUCUCCACCGCAGCAGAAGUCAUAGUUCGCACUGGUCACCCACUGAGACACCAACGCACCAUAAUGUAGGGACGUCCUACGUUCAUUCCUCGUCACCGACGCCGCGGGCACCGUACCCACAGCCAUCCAUUAGCCAUAGUUUAUCAAACAGCCGCACCCGCAGCACUAGCACCAACAGCUCUCAUCGCCCUCGCCGUCCAAUUAGGGACAACGAUGGCAUGCUCAGCCAGGAUGAAGAGGUUAGCUAUGAAGAUCAAGUCAAUGAUAGAGGUAUUGGGGGAAGCAGAGAUCGUGGCAAAGGCACUGCACCCUCACAAGACCAGGAAGGAGAAGUGGAAGAAGGAGACAGUGAAGAACGAGAGACAGGCUCGGAACACGACGACUCAAACAGCAGAGAUGAUGACGAUCCAAUCACAGUUAAAGAUCGUCAGUCGCUCAUCAACGUUCAGCACCCUUUUGGUUUGCCUAUCUGGAAACCUGCAUUAUACAAGAAAUCGCGCUCCGUCACUCGCCAUGCGGAUGCCGCGCUACACUCUGUCCCCUCUGCUCAAGCAGAGCGCCACCUCCUCCCAGGAAAUAUUUUCUGGGUUAUCUGCUUUGGCUGGUGGCUUGCGCUGGCCUGCUUUGCUGUCUCUGCUUUGUUAUGUCUCGUUCCACUUGGUGGCAGACGCUAUGCUGUACUCAUGUUCGGUUUGGGCUGGUACCUCGCAUGGCCAUUUGGCAAGUAUGUCAAAGGGGAUACUCAAGGCAAUGACGAAGAAAGCACACUCCCACCUGAGGAUGUUGGUAGUGCUAGCACUGUAGAUGCCAACCCGUCCCUCUCUCGCACGCCCACAAUCACCCAAAAUACCAACAGUGAACGAGCUUUUCUGCGCCCUCCAGCUCCCUCCAAAUCCUACGGAGCUGUCCCAAGUCCGACCGACCGCAUGCCGUACGAGAAGAUUUCCGCUGACUGGUUGGGCAGGGCUAUUUUCUGGAUCCUAUUCAUAACGCUCGUUGCCCCACUCCUUCUGCUCACCUGUAUCGCCUGCUGGGCACUUAUUAUCACUGUCCCAAUGGCCAAGCUUAAUUGGGCUCUCAUCAAAUACAUAUUCGCAUCUCCUACUAGGAUACGCUUCUGUGCUGCGCCUCUCGUUCCACCUAGUGCAGUCAAGACACCCCGUCUCGCAGCUGGUCAGGCUGUCCCCUCUACCUCUGGCCAUAGGAGUACCGUACUGCUAUGCGUCUAUCGCGCUGUUGGGUGGCAAUACUACAAAUACACUGUCGGAGGCGUUAAUAUCAUUUUCGUCAAUCUCCUCCCGCUUGUCUUCUUCGUUAUCCUCGAUGGAUUCGUGCUCAUGCCGAAGGCAGAAGAUCUGGAGGAAGCAGGCGAACAUGUCCCUCGCAUCCUCGCCCUCGUUGCCUCGAAAGCACUCAUUUUCCUCAUGAGCCUUGCGAGCGUUAUUCCUCUCUCUUACUUCAUUGGCAUGGCUGUGGCGAGCAUCAGCGCCCAAAGCUCUAUCGGCAUGGGCGCCGUUAUCAAUGCCACAUUCGGAAGUGUCGUCGAAGUCGUCCUAUAUUCUAUCGCGUUGACUCAAGGCAAGGGACGUCUCGUUGAAGGGUCUAUCGUGGGAUCUUUAUUAGCGGGAGUACUGCUGAUGCCCGGUAUGAGUAUGUGCGCUGGCGCGUUGAGGAAAAAGGAGAUGAAGUUCAAUGCCAAGAGCGCAGGCGUAACGAGCAUGAUGUUAAUCAUGGCAUUUAUUGGAACGCUAACACCAACAUUGUUUUAUCAAACAUAUGGUAAUUUCCAGCUGGUUUGUAGUGGAUGUCCUGACGGCUCCCGCCGCUCGUCCGAGUGGAGAUGCGACCAGUGUUACUAUCAACACCCUGAUCCUGUUGAAGAUCCAUUUUAUCAGUCCACAGUGAAGAGCCUCAUGUACUUUUGUGCUGUGAUCUUACUGUUUUCGUAUUUGAUAGGCCUGUGGUUUUCUCUCCGCACACAUGCCACUCAGAUAUGGCAGAACCCACAACCGCUCCUGCAGCCCCUCGACCUUCCAGCCACGCACCCAUCUCGUCUUUCGCUCUACCAACAUCACCGUCCUCACUCCAAUGCAACCACAAUCAGUGCAGCGCAAUCCCCGCCGUCGCAGAUUCCACCGAUUAUUCGCGAGCCACGUUUGCGACCAGAUGGGUCCCAUGAACGAACGCGACUGGAGGACGAUCCCCGGUUUCAGACCCCGGCUCCACGUCUUACCGUUCCAACGGCGAAUACAGUGUCCCCCACUUCCCCUUCGAUUCUUCGACGUGUUUCAUAUGUCCCGCACACUAGUCCCCAAAGCGCCCAAUCUCAAACACAAUACACACCUCUUCUUGAGUCCGUUGACCAUGCCAUUAAGUCUACCGGUGCCCUGCCCCUUCCCUCUACUAUGUCCACCGAUGACUUUACGCGUGCAGUAGCUGUUGCGACUGUCAGCGCCCUUCGCCACCAGCACGCACAUACUCGGGCGGCUCGCGCAAGCGUGGCUGAGGAGGAACAUGGAACGGCUCACGGACAUGAGGCGCCAGAGUGGAGCCGUAUAACGAGUGCGGCAGUAUUGCUGUCAUGUACGGCUUUAUAUGCCCUCAUCGCUGAGCUUCUUGUGGAUAUGGUGGAUGUCGUACUAAAAGGCUCUGGGAUUGAGGAAAAGUUCUUGGGAAUCACUUUGUUCGCGCUGGUGCCCAAUACUACGGAAUUCAUGAAUGCUAUUUCAUUUGCACUGAACGGAAAUAUCUCGCUAAGUGUUGAGAUUGGUUCUGCCUAUGCCUUGCAAGUCUGUUUGCUCCAGAUUCCAGCCAUGGUUGCGUUCUCCGCCUGGUAUGCGCCCGACAAAAUGGGCGAGAUCGCAAAUACAUUUACGCUUGUAUUUCCGCGCUGGGAUGUCAUUGCGAUCAUCUUGUCCGUCUUUCUGAUGACCUAUACCUAUAUCGAGGCCAAGAGUAAUUACCACCGUGGAAGUAUCCUCAUUUUGAGCUAUGUUGUCCUUGUUUCCGGAUUUUAUUUCGCUCCGCGUAACUCUAAUGACCAGGAAGAUAUCGUUGUGGCUGGGGAUGUUGGGCCUCUUUCUGUCGUCUCACAAUUGUAUGCGGCCGUCUGGUCGUAGGAAGACUAGUACUAUGACCAUGCAGCUAAAUUCCCACCUUCCUUGUUCCAACUACCAUCCGUUCGUUUGAUAUAACGAUCACAUCGUUGCCAAUAG
Messenger RNA from Suillus discolor, 3370 nucleotides. Its product is annotated as Sodium/calcium exchanger protein-domain-containing protein. The coding region runs from base 98 to 3274 and encodes 1058 amino acids. The transcript is spliced from 7 exons. Gene Ontology annotation, molecular function: calcium:proton antiporter activity. Gene Ontology annotation, biological process: intracellular calcium ion homeostasis; calcium ion transmembrane transport. NCBI's taxonomy places the organism in Eukaryota, Fungi, Basidiomycota, Agaricomycetes, Boletales, Suillaceae. The record is from RefSeq and is a predicted model, not a curated record. Gene Ontology annotation, cellular component: endomembrane system; membrane.